UGAGCGACUCGGGAGCGAGCGGAGGAGCUGGAAUAUGGGGAGUCAGCGGCAUGGCGGGGCCAGGAGCUCCCCGGAGGGUCUACCAGGGGAGCGGCCCCCGGCGUUUGCUAGCGCGUGAGCCGUAGGGAGCGAGCGCCCGGCAGCAAGAACGGAGGUGGAGGCGGGGCCGGGCGUGGAGCCCGGCUGGGGAAGCUGCUGUGUCCGGCCCUGCCUGGCUGCCUCCGCCGCGGCCAGUGGCUAUGGAGCUGGCGAGCAGCAGACCUGGGGCGACAGAGCAUACACGACUCCGUCCGCCCAUGCCCUGGUUGCUGCCGGUGCUGCUCUCUCUCCCACUGCUGCUGCUGCUGCCGGGCCCAGCGGCCUCCCAGCUACGAUACUCGGUGCCAGAGGAGCAGGCACCCGGCGCGCUCGUGGGCAACGUGGCUAGAGCGCUGGGGCUGGAGCUGCGGCGCUUGGGGCCAGGCUGCCUGCGCAUUAACCAUCUGGGUUCACCGAGCCCGCGCUAUCUGGAGCUGGACCUGACAAGCGGAGCGCUCUUCGUCAACGAGCGCAUUGACCGGGAGGCGCUGUGUGAGCAGCGGCCUCGCUGCCUGCUCAGCUUGGAAGUGCUGGCGCACAGCCCUGUGGCGGUGAGCGCCGUGGAGGUGGAGGUACUGGACAUCAAUGACAACUCGCCGCGCUUCCCGCGGUCUGAUUACCAGCUUCAGGUAAGCGAAUCGGUGGCGCCUGGAGCGCGCUUUCACAUAGAGAGUGCGCAGGACCCCGACGUGGGCUCCAACUCGGUGCAGACCUACGAGCUUAGCCCCAGCGAGCACUUCGAGCUGGACCUGAAACCCCUGCAGGAGAACAGUAAGGUGCUGGAGUUGGUGCUGCGUAAGGGCCUAGACCGGGAGCAGGCAGUCUGGCACCACCUGGUUCUCACAGCCGUGGACGGCGGCAGCCCAGCCCGGUCCGGCACGGCACAGAUCUCCGUGCGCGUCCUGGACACUAACGACAAUUCUCCCUCUUUCGACCAGUCCACUUACCGCGUCCAGCUUCGGGAGGACGCGCCCCCAGGUACAUUGGUAGUGAAGCUGAAUGCCUCAGAUCCGGAUGAGGGUUCCAACGGAGAGCUCAGGUAUUCCUUGAGCAGCUACACAUCAGACAGGGAGAGGCAGCUCUUCAGCAUCGAUGCCAUCACGGGGGAAGUGCGGGUAAGUGGAGCGCUGGAUUAUGAGGAGGCCUCUUCCUAUCAGAUCUAUGUGCAGGCGACCGACCGGGGUCCAGUGCCCAUGGUGGGUCACUGCAAGGUGCUGGUGGACAUCGUGGACGUGAAUGACAAUGCACCAGAAGUGGUACUUACAGACCUGUAUAGCCCAGUGCCUGAGGAUGCUGCACUCAACACUGUGGUGGCCCUUCUCAGUGUCAAUGACCAAGACUCAGGCCCCAACCAGAAAGUGAGCUUGGGCUUGGAGGCCACACUGCCUUUCCGACUGAAUGGCUUUGGAAACUCCUACACACUGGUAGUGAGUGGCCCGCUGGACCGGGAGCGGGUGGCUGCCUAUAACAUCACAGUGACAGCCACUGAUGGGGGAAUCCCACAGCUCACAUCCCAGCGGACGCUGCAGGUUGAGAUCUCUGACAUCAAUGACAAUCCACCAAGCUUCCUGAAGGACUCUUACUCCAUCUAUGUCCAGGAGAACAAUUUGCCAGGCGUGUUGCUCUGCACUGUGCAAGCCACAGACCCAGAUGAAAAGGAGAAUGCAGAGGUGACCUACUCCCUCCUGGAGAGGGAGAUUCAAGGGCUGCCAGUCACCUCCUAUGUCUCCAUUGACAGUGCCAGCGGUAGCCUUUAUGCUGUCAACUCCUUUGACUAUGAGAAGUUUCGGGAGUUUUUUGUGACUGUGGAGGCCCAGGACAAGGGGAGCCCACCACUGAGCAGCACUGUGACCGCCAAUGUGUAUGUGGUGGACAUGAAUGACCAUGCCCCUUACAUCCUGUACCCUACCUCAACCAAUUCAUCAGCAGCCAUUGAGAUGAUGCCUCGGACUGCCCCUGCUGGCUACCUGGUCACCAAAGUCAUAGCCAUGGACUCAGACUCUGGGCAAAACGCUUGGCUCUUUUACCAUCUGGCCCAGACCUCUGACCUGGACCUCUUUAAAGUAGAGCUCCACACGGGAGAAAUUAGGACUACCAGGAAGAUAGGAGACGAGAGCGGAACCACUUUCAACCUGACCGUGGUGGUCCGAGACAACGGAGAGCCCUCUCUAUCAGCCUCUGUGUCCAUUACGGUAGCUGUGGUGGACAGAGUUUCCAAAAUCCUCCCUGACACUCAGAGACACGUUCGGGGUCCUCGGACAUACUCUGAAAUUACACUUUACCUAAUAAUAGCAUUAAGCACAGUAUCUUUUAUAUUCCUUUUGACAAUCAUUGUUUUGAGCAUCAUCAAGUGCUACCGCUACACUGCCUAUGGCACUGCGUGCUGCGGAGGCUUCUGUGGAGUGAGGGAGCGGUGCCGCACAGACCUGUACAAACAGGCCAAUAACAACAUCGAUGCCAGGAUACCACACGGCCUCAAAGUGCAGCCUCACUUCAUUGAAGUGCGAGGGAACGGCUCCCUCACCAAGACCUACUGCUACAAGGCCUGUCUGACAGCAGGCUCAGGGAGUGACACUUUCAUGUUUUACAACACAGGGGCACAGACAGGACCUGGGCCUGGGGGAGCCCAAGCCGCAGCAAGUGACAGCAGGCACCUCACAGGCCAAAGUGGACAGAGUGCUGGGAACCUGAUUAUUCUAAAAAAUGAGGCUGUUUCUCAAAAUGAGCCACGACAGCCCAAUCCUGACUGGCGUUACUCUGCCUCCCUGAGAGCAGGAAUGCACAGCUCUGUGCACCUGGAGGAAGCUGGUAUUCUACGGGCUGGGCCGGGAGGGCCUGAUCAGCAGUGGCCAACAGUAUCCAGUGCGACACCAGAACCGGAGGCAGGAGAGGUGUCCCCUCCAGUCGGUGCUGGUGUCAACAGCAACAGCUGGACCUUUAAGUACGGACCAGGCAACCCCAAACAACCUGGUCCCGGUGAGUUGCCAGACAAAUUCAUUAUCCCAGGAUCUCCUGCAAUCAUCUCCAUCCGGCAGGAGCCCACGAACAGCCAAAUUGACAAAAGUGACUUCAUAACCUUCGGCAAAAAGGAGGAGACCAAGAAAAAGAAGAAAAAGAAGAAGGGUAACAAGACCCAGGAGAAAAAAGAGAAAGGGAACAGCACGACUGACAACAGUGACCAGUGAGGUCCUGUAAUGGAAAACAAGCCACUUAGCCAGUUUUUGUACUAAUGGCAACUCUCUCCCUUGUAGCAACUCCCUACCUACUCCUUUCUCCUGUCCACACGAGCCCUCUCUUAGAGACCUCAGAAAUCUGCAGCAAGUGCCCUGUGUCUGUCUAGAUCACAUUUAGCAGGUUUUGUCUUAAAAGCUUUACUAAGUCUGGUGUUAACUCUUUCUCUCCGCUCUGGCUUGUUUGCAGAACCUAAAAAGCAGACCCAAGUUUCCUUUCUCCUCCGCCGCAAAGGAGAGGCUUUCCAGCCCCGCCCGUGAGAGGUUGGACUCUCUGCCCUGUGCUCCGGGGAUCCUGUCUUGAUGACACUUGCAGGGCAGGUUGAAAGCUUUUGAGAUUGAGCAGCUUGGGUAAUCUGGCCACUGGGUAUCUGUGACCACCGGGGAUAUGUGAGUGCCAGACAGUGGCCAGUGGCCAGGGCGGGCUGGUUAGGCCAGGCGGUGCAGGGAGCGCUGGGAACAAAGGCAGACAAGCAGCGGGAGUCCUGUCUGGAGGGGAACUGAGAAACUUAACAGGGACCAGACUUUUUAAAUCUUACAACUCAAGAGGUGGUGGCCACCCUCAAUCAGACAAAACUGCCCUCACCAACAAGGCUUUAGCAGUCCCUAACGUCUGUUGGCUGUGUCUACAAGCCGGUAGUUCAGAGUUUAGCAAGGGGCCAGCCAGGGCAACAGAAGCAGAUCUGAUGUGUUUCCUGUAUAUGUCCUUGUGCUCACUUUAUGAAACAUUCUUUUGCACACAAUGUUUAUGAAAAGGCCAGAUCCUUUUCCCACAACACAUAUGCAAAAGCAAAAGAAGAAAAAUAAAGAAAACCCCAACACCUCACUUUAAGCUGUUUGUUGUUUGAGAGAUUUAUUUAAAAAAGAGAAAAUCUAUAACUACAAAUCUUUAAAGAGAACUAUGAUGAAGAUGAUUCCCCUAAACUCUCCUGAAAAGCGAGUUGAGUCUACAGCCAUUUAAAUGAUCAUUGCUGCUACAGAAGUGCUUUAAGAGAAUUGCCUGAAACAUCUGUAUUAUACCGGCCACCUGCCAAUCACAGCUUUACUCUUUCAGGUCACUCUGGGGCUGCCUCUUGCAUGUAUUAACUACUAAAUAAAAGGAUCUUUCUCUCUCUCUUUUCUAAGAAACAAUUAUGUGCACUUUGUAUACACAACCUUCUCUAGCCAACACUAUCACGACCCAGAAAUCGAAGAAAAAUGUUGUUUUCUCAUACACACAGUGAGCAGACUUUGCAAUCCUCUAAUUCUGUGAUUUGUCUUGGUGUGCUAGCCUACACCUUUUCCCUGGUUUCGUUUACCUUUUCUAUAACACUCUGAAUUGCUACUCUUGCUAACACAUAUGAUGUUACCCGAGAUCAAUCUCCCAUAUGUAUGCUGUAUGCUAUUAUAAGACUCCCGAAAUAUACUUACUCCGUGCUUGUGUAUGUGAAUGUUAAUGCAACUAUUACCUAGAGUGAACUUUAAGCUUUAUUGUUGAAUGUAAUUCCAUUAUCUUUUCUUUUGUACACCUGUGAAAAAGUGGAGUAGUGUUUUCUUUAAGUAUUGUUAAUCAGCUUUUGUGUAUGUAAGACACAGUAAAAUUUAUUUCUUAAAUCAAGAUACUGGUGAUUCAAGGAAUUUUAUUUAUGGUCAGCCAAGAGCUGUCUCUUGCCAAGACUCCUGCUGGCAAGGGAAUGAAUAAAGCUGUUUUUUUCUAGUAACAACUCUGGAAUGAAUACUGAAGAUGCUCCCCGAGGGCGCAAGCACAAAAUUUACCAAUCUGACCUCUUGCACGUUGCAGAAUGCUCUGAAAUUCUAAUGCUGUCUGGAAUAUCAGCUCAGAGACAACAAUAAAAUUUACUGUCACCUUAAGCAAGACAUUUUAAUUUUGUUAAAAUGUACAAUUUAGAAGUUUGAGUAAUUAUAUUUUAAAAGUUAACAUAAAAGAGGUAGGAGUCUUUUAAAACAAAGCAGUAAAUCUCCAAAAAAAAACCUGUUUUGUCUACUUUUAGCUUCAUUCUCCCAUAUUUUGAAGGGUGUGUAACUUCAGCUCUGCAGGAUCGCAUGGGGUAAAACUUGUUGCCAGCACAUCUGAACCAUUGCGACGUUGUAGGUUGUGAUCAUUUUGCCCCAUUGAAACCCAUGUAUCUGACCUUACGUGCCUUUUGAUAACUAGGAGAAUCGGGCUAAUUUAUUAAUGGUGAUAAUUAUAAU
Molecule: messenger RNA, 5501 nt
Organism: Pteronotus mesoamericanus
Lineage: Eukaryota; Metazoa; Chordata; Mammalia; Chiroptera; Mormoopidae
Product: protocadherin alpha-C2
Exons: 4
Coding region: 240-3263 (1007 amino acids)
Biological process (GO): homophilic cell-cell adhesion
Cellular component (GO): plasma membrane
Molecular function (GO): calcium ion binding
Source: RefSeq, a predicted model, not a curated record